AUAUUACAGAGAGGAUGGGUAAAGCUAAGAAGAUUAAGGUAUCUAAGAAUGAGAAGGGACCGGAGUCUCUGGCUGAUCAAAUAAAUCAAGGGAACUACGCUGCUCCUUCAGGUCGUGUUAAGGACAGGAAGAGGAAGAAUGAGGAUGAUGUCGAAGAGUAUGUGGAAGGAAAACUCAGCAGAUCUAUCAUGCAGCAAGCAAGGCUUCAGGCGGCAGAGUUGGAAAAGGAGUUGGGUACUGGUGUUAAACCUAAACCAAAGGAGACUAAACUCUCUCUUGGAGAUGAGGAUGAAGAUGAUGAUCUGGAGGAAGACGACCUGGAGAUUCAGAAAUACGAUGAUAAGGAGGUGACUGUUGAUGAGAACGAUGACCUUGCAGUUCGAAUGUUUAUGAGCAGGGAGUGUGAACCCCGGCGAACCAUUGCUGACCUGAUUAUGGAGAAGAUUGGGGAAAAGAAAACUGAGAUAGACACACAGUGCUCAGAACCUGGAGAUAUGUUUAAAGAGCUGGAUCCGCGAGUACAGAGUAUGUACGAAGAGGUUGGAACUAUUCUCUCAAAAUACAGGUCUGGUCGUAUACCCAAAGCGUUCAAAGUGAUAGCACAGUUCAGAAACUGGGAACAGCUCCUUUACAUCACACAGCCCGACAAAUGGUCAGCUGCUGCACUAUAUCAGGCUACUCGGAUUUUCACAUCUAACCUGAAGGAGAAGAUGGCGCAAAGAUUUUUUAAUCUCAUUCUCCUUCCUAGAGUAAGGGACGAUAUUGAUACUUAUCACAGACUAAACUUCCAUCUCUACCAAGCUUUAAGGAAAGCUUUAUUUAAACCUGGAGCGUUCUUCAAAGGAUUUCUUCUUCCUCUUUGUGAAGAGAGAAACUGCUCCUUAAGAGAAUCUAUAAUUAUAGGGUCUGUGCUCGCCAAGAAUUCUAUCCCAGUACUUCACUCUUCUGCAGCUAUGAUGAAAAUUGCUGAAAUGGAAUAUAGUGGAGCUAACUCUAUAUUUCUCAGAGUUUUGUUGGACAAAAAGUAUGCUUUACCAUACAGAGUCAUUGAUGCCAUUGUUCAUCAUUUUCUAGGAUUCAGGAGUGAGAAAAGAGAACUUCCUGUUCUAUGGUUCCAAUGUUUCCUAACCUUCUCCCAGAGAUAUAAACAAGAUAUCAGCUCGGAACAGAAACAAGCUCUUCUAGAUCUAUGCAAGAUCCAAGUCCAUCAUGGAAUUACCCCUGAAAUUAAGAGAGAACUACAACACGGAAAAUGCCGCGAUGAAGAACUAGAUGAACCCCCAAAUAUGGAAAUGUGAACACCAGAGGAAUACAUCAACCCUAACACUAGAUCAGACCAGUGGAUUUCUUUCUCAGAUCGCCGACCAGAGAGAACCCAGCGAGAGCGGAAAUUCAGAAAAUUUUCAAGAAAAUCUUAUUUUUGUACCUGCAUUCAUUCAGUUUGAUAAAUCUUUGAGAUAAUAUUUUAUUUUCAGA
Molecule: messenger RNA, 1476 nt
Organism: Eurytemora carolleeae
Lineage: Eukaryota; Metazoa; Arthropoda; Copepoda; Calanoida; Temoridae
Gene: bys
Product: bystin
Exons: 14
Coding region: 15-1298 (427 amino acids)
Biological process (GO): rRNA processing
Cellular component (GO): preribosome, small subunit precursor; nucleolus; cytoplasm
Molecular function (GO): snoRNA binding
Source: RefSeq, a predicted model, not a curated record